AUGGCUUGGACAGGAGCAGCAAGUCCGAUCAGACCUUCAGGUUUUACAGCGCCGACGGUAGCAGCUCAGACAACAGCCUCGCCGGCGACACCGACGGUCAAUUUGAACACUGCCUUCGAUCCAAACGACUCGGGAAGUCCGUAUUUCUUACACCCGAAUGAGAAUCCUGCGUUGAUCCUCGUUUCUACAGCCCUAGAUGGACACAAUUACCAUCCAUGGGCCAGAGCAAUGGAGAUGGCUCUUCUCUCCAAGAACAAGUUGGGGUUCGUAGACGGAACCGUGGUGACACCAGACGUGAAUGACGUUAGAUUCCCCUAUUGGAGGAGAUACAACAAUGUGGUUGCAACUUGGAUAAUGCGAUCGCUUUCGCCUGAGAUUGCUCAAACUGUUCUUUGGGUAGGAACAACCGAGAGAAUUUGGAAAACCUUGAAGUCAAGAUUCAGCGAAGCUGACAUAUUUCGUGUUUCGGAUCUUCACGCUGAAAUGCAUCAGAUUCGCCAAGGAGACCUCAGCGUAGGUGCCUUCUUUGCCAAAUUGAGGGCUCUGUGGGAUGAAUUGCAGGUCAUAAGACCUCUGCCCACCUGCAAUUGUCCAAGGAGAUGUGAUUGUGGGUUGCUCGACAAACUCCAACUGCAUAUGGACAGUGACAAUCUCUCUGUGUUCUUGAGAGGGUUGAAUGACAACUAUGCUUCAGUUCAGUCACAGAUCAUGAUGAUGAAGCCGUUGCCCUCUGUUGAUGAGGCAUUCUUGAUAGUUCAGCAGCAAGAAAGGAGGCUCAACAAUGGAGUUAGUUUCCCACCUCAAUCAGCAGAUAGUCUGAGUGCAGGUAGUGUCUUCUUUAGCCAAACAGGAAACAAUUCAGGGGCAAAGAAGUUUUAUCCUAAUGGAAGUAAGAAACUUGUUUGUACCUAUUGUGGCUUCACUGGCCACACUAUUGAGAAGUGUUACAAGAAGCAUGGGUACCCCGGUUGGAAGCCAAGAAGCAAAAAUGUAGGGGCAAUCAACCAAGUCCAGGUAGCUGCACAAGUUCCUUUAGAGAACACUGUUUCUCUUUCCCAGAAUGAAUAUAUGAUGUUCAAACAAUUGCUGCAAAGGGAGAAUAACACAUGUAAUCAGAACUCACCUCUGGAUUUGGAAGCCAGACCAUAG
Molecule: messenger RNA, 1149 nt
Organism: Ipomoea nil (Japanese morning glory)
Lineage: Eukaryota; Viridiplantae; Streptophyta; Magnoliopsida; Solanales; Convolvulaceae
Exons: 1
Coding region: 1-1149 (382 amino acids)
Source: RefSeq, a predicted model, not a curated record